UGAGAGUGGACGCUCGUUGCCCCAUGGAAACAUCUAUGUCCAUGCAGUAUUAACAACUUGUUUAAAGCAGUCUGGUGAAAUCUUUUGAUAAUCGUGUAAGGAAACAGCGCUUUGGAGCUUAUCGUCGGAGCUCAGCGGUGAAUAGUGUGUAGUGUAGUGUAAUGUACGGUAUUGAUUUAUGCGGUAAGAGGCCCAGUGUGCAGUUAUGAUGCUUCUCUGUAUCACUAAUAGAGUAUAUGAACACAUGCUGGAGUGUUUAUCAGUCGUGCUGUACACACCGAUCAUGCGUUACUGCUGGAUUACCUGCGUGCUUGGGGCCAAAGGAAAUAGAUAUUAUUAUUAACCGUGUCAUUACUGUGACAUUGACGUAUAAAACUGCGUUUUCCAGACAGGUCUGGAUUUUCGUGCAUCAUUGAUUUUAAAUGAGUGAAGCCCUGCAUGCGCGAACAUGCCUGACAUUCAUUUUUACUCAACGAGAAACAAGGAUACAGUCUUCUGCUGAUUGCACUUUAGAAACGAAGACAUCAUGUCUUUAGAAAUACUGCAAGACACUUUCUGACGGGCCGUUUGGUUGACAGCGAGUUGACAGCUUCUCCUGAAUUUCUGAAGAAUUAAACACAAUAAAAGCUGCCAAAAUGAGGAUUUUUAGGACUUUGAUGAACAUUGCACCCGUCUCCAAGCAAAUCGACUUUUACUCCAGAUUUUCUCCUUCUCCUCUGUCUAUGAAACAGUUCAUAGAUUUUGGUUCUGAGAAUGCGUGUGAGAAAACAUCCAUCACUUUUCUGAGACAAGAGCUGCCUGUCAGACUGGCAAAUAUAAUGAAGGAAAUCGAUUUAUUGCCUGAUAACCUGCUGAGGACACCAUCAGUGCGCCUAGUGCAGAGCUGGUACAUGCAAAGUUUCCAGGAUAUACUUGAGUUCAAGGACAAGGAUAUUGAUGAUGAAAAGGUCACACACGACUUCACAGAUGCAGUGAUUAAGAUCAGAAACCGGCACAAUGAUGUGGUGCCAACCAUGGCUCAAGGAGUGGUUGAAUAUAAGGAGACCUACGGGACCGACCCCAUCACCAGCCAGAACAUGCAGUACUUUCUGGACCGGUUCUACAUGAGCAGGAUUUCAAUCAGAAUGCUCCUGAACCAGCACACUCUUCUGUUUGGAGGAAAGGUGCGUGUGAAUCCUGCUCAUCCCAAACAGAUCGGCAGCAUUGAUCCCAGCUGUUGUGUCACUGAUGUUGUAAAAGAUGCCUAUGAAAAUGCACGAAACCUGUGUGACAGGUAUUACAUGAACUCACCUGAGCUCGUACUGGAAGAAUUUAAUGUUAAAGGACCCGAUAAAACCAUUACUGUGGUUUAUGUGCCCUCUCAUCUGUACCACAUGGUGUUUGAGCUCUUUAAGAAUGCCAUGCGCGCUACCAUGGAACUGCACGAAGAUGCCAUGGAGUAUCCACCAGUACAUGUGCAGAUCGCCCUCGGUCAUGAAGACCUGACUGUUAAGGUCAGUGACCGUGGAGGUGGAGUUCCAUUGAGGAAGAUUGACAGACUGUUUACAUAUACAUACUCCACUGCCCCUCGACCUCAGAUGGACACAUCUCGAGCUACUCCUCUGGCUGGUUAUGGUUAUGGGCUACCCAUCUCUAGACUCUACGCCAGGUAUUUCCAGGGUGAUCUGAAGCUCUACUCUAUGGAGGGAUAUGGCACAGAUGCCAUCAUAUACAUUAGAGCUUUGUCCACCGAGUCCAUCGAAAGGCUUCCAGUUUACAACAAAUCUGCCUGGAAGCAUUACAAAACCAUCCACGAGGCCGAUGACUGGUGUGUUCCCAGCAAAGAGCCCAAAGACAUGACCACCUUCCGCAGCUUCUAGUCUUGAUUAAAGCUGCUCUUAUGGAUGUGCUUGCCCUGUUCCCCUCUCACUGCUGAUCCGGUGCGGACUGCAUUGAUCCAAACAUCUUACCUUCAUCUGUCCACUUAUAUAGGUCAAUGAGAUAUAAGAGAGGACAACAAUGAUAGAAACUGUGGCCUCACGAUGUAACAGAGGAACAUUUCAUAAAUGGGGGUUGCUAAAACCUUAGAGGUUUCUAGUAUGUUCUCAUGAAAGUUUAAAAGGUCUGAAGUGAACUGAGCUGGCAGUAUGAUAAGUUAGCAGGGGUGUUCCUAGUGCCAAAUAUAAAAAUAGGCCAUUGCAAUUGGAUGUACUUGUGUUUGAGUGUGUGCCAUUAUAAGCUUUCCCAACUCACAGGUAUUAUCAUAACAUAGAAAUCUGGUAUUUGGAUAGAAAGCAUUAAAAUUAAAGGGAUAGUUCAUCUGAAUCAUCAUUUACUCAUCCUCAUGUUGCUCCAAAUCUAUAUGGCAUCCUUUCUUCUGUGGAACACAAAAGGAGAAAUGUUGAAAAAUGUUCACUUGGUUCUCUUCCAUACAAUGAAAGUGAAUGAUGACCAGGGAGCUUCAAGUUCUAAAAAAGACCAAAAAGCACCUUAAAUGUAGUCCAUACAACUCGUGCUCUAUAUUCCUAGUCUUCAGAAAUUAUACGUUGGUAUUGUGUGAGACCGAAAUUUCAGUUCAUUGAAAAUCUUUGUCUGACAGCUGUGGUCACCAUUGACUUUUACUGUAUGGAAGAGAGCAGCUUGGAAAUUCUGCAUUAAAAACUCCUUUAGUGUUCAUGCUGGUGAGUAAAUAUUUACCGCAUUCUCGUUUUUGGGUGAAUUAUUGAUUUUUUUUUAAUUAUUGAGAGAAUUAUACCAUUUGGGUUCAUUAUUAAGUCAGUGUACAAUUAUUUAUUUGACUGUUCUUCACUUUGCAGUGUUGACCGCUUUCUGAAACUAUUACACGUGAUUGAUUUAGGAAAUCAUGCACAUAUCUGUGUUUUACACAGGCCUGUGUUUAUGUGAGCUGUAAUGAUGUACCAGCAAAACUGGGGCUUCACAUUCCACGUACCAUCCCAUCUAUUACAUUUUGUUGUUUCAGGCAAGAAACAGGAUUUGUAUUAUUUUUUCUGUCUCUCUAAUAAAGUGUGAGAGGUUUGAGUUUUAAAGAAUGACAUUUCUACGUCUUGCUUCACCCUGCUAGAGAAAAUAUCUGAAGGUUGAUGAUUUUCUUUCAGGAAUUUAAUUGACAAAAAAAAUUAAAAACGCAUAUAAGUGUGAAUUGAAAGCUUAUUUUGACUAGUCUUAAAUCUGGAACCACUGAACAAGAAUGAAUUGUCCAAAUUAAAACUCAUCCAGAAUGUGUCAAUAAAGGAUUUGGAGUACUUUACUGGAGACUGACUGUAACUGCAGCCUCAUUACUUCUGUUACAGUGGCCCCAAGAAGUAUUUGGAGUAUACGGAUGUCAAUUUAACAUUUUAUUUCAAAUUUUUAAUAGAGAUAGCCCGUCAGUGUUCAUUAAAAACAUGCAUACCCAUUGGCUGGGCCAGCCUAAAAAAGAAAUGGCAUUUCUUUUUCUUGUGAUCUGAGCUAAAGAAGCACCAUUUAUGAUCCCAUUGUUGUGUUUUUUACAUUUAUGCAUUUGGCAGAUGCUUUUAUCCAAAGCGACUUACAGUGCCCUUUUACAGGGACAAUC
Messenger RNA from Myxocyprinus asiaticus (Chinese sucker), 3553 nucleotides. Its product is annotated as pyruvate dehydrogenase (acetyl-transferring) kinase isozyme 1, mitochondrial-like. Bases 636 to 1859 code for a protein of 407 amino acids. Gene Ontology annotation, molecular function: pyruvate dehydrogenase (acetyl-transferring) kinase activity. NCBI's taxonomy places the organism in Eukaryota, Metazoa, Chordata, Actinopteri, Cypriniformes, Catostomidae. The transcript has 11 exons. The record is from RefSeq and is a predicted model, not a curated record. Gene Ontology annotation, biological process: regulation of glucose metabolic process; protein phosphorylation. Gene Ontology annotation, cellular component: mitochondrion.